Messenger RNA from Leptopilina heterotoma, 671 nucleotides. RefSeq lists its product as uncharacterized. NCBI's taxonomy places the organism in Eukaryota, Metazoa, Arthropoda, Insecta, Hymenoptera, Figitidae. The record is from RefSeq and is a predicted model, not a curated record. Bases 129 to 605 code for a protein of 158 amino acids. The transcript has 3 exons.
GCAUUCUAAAUACAGUUUAUUUAAUACGCUCUCCAGUAUUCACUUUUAUUUUAAAAAGUGUGCAUUGUCACAUUUAUAGCAUUUUUUUCGUUUGUGUUUACAAGUUCAUUGAAAGUAAUAACAAAACCAUGAAGAAUUUAAAUCGUUCCUUGACUUUACUCUUAAUAAGUGCUGGAAUAUUAGUAGCCGCAUUGAGAUUCAUCGAACCUCUGGACGCUAUCAUACGAUCAAAAUAUGGUGUAACUUUCGGAGACUUUAAGCCAAAAUGCGACAGUAAGGGUCCUAAUUUAUAUAAUGAACUAGUUGCGCUGCAAACCCAGGAAGGAGAGAUUAGAUCUCAAUUAACGGGGGCUUUAAUUGCUAAGGACAGAUCAGUGGGACAUUUAUCAGAUAGUGAAUUUGAACAAUGGAUUCAAGAUAAUUGUAUAUCAAACGCGAAUUUGAUUACUAUCUCCCAAGUAGCAAUAGAUAAGGCUCAACUUUGUGUCGAUCCUAAUCAACGUUUACAGGGAGCAGAGAUAAAUAAAGCUAAAGAUGAUUUUCUCAAAGGAUUGUGUUGGGCAGUCUCAAUAUCGGCGAAGUGGGUUAUCAUGAACAAUUUGUGAUUCAAGAAAGGAGAUCUAACAUAAAGUUUUCUGGAACAUUUUAAAAAAUAAAACUAUUAACACAUA